AUGGCGUCGCGGCCGGCGCGGUCGCUGCGCCUGUUGCUCCUGACCCUUCUCUUCAUGGCCUUGAGCCUGCUCCUGCUCUACGCGUCCAUCGUAAGCAGCCCGACGUCCGAGGCUGCCUUGCGUCGCCGCCAUAGCACAUCCCUGCGUUCGCGCAGCGACAAGGUCGCGUACAUGUUGUAUGCGACCGACACGAUCACGGCCUGCAAUGCGCUCAUCAUGGCCAAGCAGAUUCGGCGCCUCGGGACCCCCGCCUCGAUCGAGAUUGUGCUUUUGGUGACCAACACGGUGGCGGACGCGACGUUAACGGCGCUCGAGGCCGAUGGCACGCUCACGCUCCGGCUCGUGUCGCCGUGGGUGCAGACGAAUGCCAAGCACGGUACGUGGUCGUCGUCCCUCACCAAGCUCCGCGUCUUCGCGUACCAUGGCUUUGAUAAGGUCAUUUACCUCGACUCGGACGCGUGGCUGCACCGCAACUUGGACCACCUCUUCGAUCUGAGUGACGCCGCCAUCUUCUGGGCGCCGAGGGCCUACUACCGCCCGCCGCCCACGGUCGCGUCGACGCUGCUCGUGCUGCGGCCAUCGUCCAAGGCGUUUGCGCAGCUGCAAGCGGCGGUGCAGACGCGGUUUGCGACGAUGGCUGCGUACGACAUGGAUGUGCUGAAUGCCAUGUGGCCCGACGCGCGCGGCGUGCUGCCGAGCCACUACGUGGUGCUAAACGGCCACUUGAACGCAAACCUGACACUGGACUUUGACUCGGUCGACGCGCGCAUCAACGCGACGUUCGUGACGCACUUUUCGUCCUCACUGGACGGCAGCUAUGGCAAGCCAUGGACGGUCGAUCGGCACACGGUGCAACGGCAACCCGGAUCCCACCCGCGCUUUUACGCGCUCUUUGAAGCGUACUGGCAAAGCCAGAAGCUCUAUUGCCCGUGGCUGCACCAGUAG
Molecule: messenger RNA, 945 nt
Organism: Saprolegnia parasitica CBS 223.65
Lineage: Eukaryota; Oomycota; Saprolegniomycetes; Saprolegniales; Saprolegniaceae
Exons: 1
Coding region: 1-945 (314 amino acids)
Molecular function (GO): glycosyltransferase activity
Source: RefSeq, a predicted model, not a curated record